Molecule: messenger RNA, 5208 nt
Organism: Closterium sp. Naga37s-1
Lineage: Eukaryota; Viridiplantae; Streptophyta; Zygnematophyceae; Desmidiales; Closteriaceae
Source: the annotation of a GenBank genome assembly
GUCCGUGUGAUGACGAAUCUGGACCGGCUUAACGAGGAGCAUAAAUUGCAGGAGGACGACGCACCGGUCCGCGUGUUGACAAACAUGGACCGGUUGAACGAGGAGCAGAAGCUUCAGGAGGAUGACACGCGCAUGCCCGAGCUGAAGCCUGCAGCACAACCUCACCCUCGUGUGCGUGUGUUGACGAAUAUGGAUCGUCUUAACGAGGAGCAAAAAUUGCAAGAGGACGACACGCCGAUGCCCGAGCUCCAACACAACCUGCGACUGGUGGUGGAUCUAGCAGAGGCAGACAUUCAAACCAUCGACAAGCGCCUGAGGUUCCAACGAGACUCGCUCACCGCUCUCAAGCAGGAGCGCGACCGCACGCAGCAGCGCAUGCAGCAGCAGGCGCAGCAGCUAGUGGACCUUCAAAGGAUUGUUGGCGUGCUGGAAAAUGUUUUGUCGUCUGCCCCUCCGCUGCUGCCGCCGCCGUCGAUGGCGUCGGCCGAAGCCCUCGCGCAGGACUCGCACGCGAUUGCGGCAUCUGUCGCGACGCCAUUGUCCGCGCUGCGGAGGCUGAGGGAGCAGCAUCCUGAGGAGUUCAAGAUGUAUAAUGUCUCGGCGGUGGCAUUAGGGUUUGUGCUUCCUCGCCUUGCUCCGCUUUUCUGCACCUGGAACCCUCUUGCUCACCCGUCCCACGGCCAUGCUGUGCUGUCCUCCUGGCGUUCUGUCCUCGCACGAGACGUAGGAGGAAGAGGAGGAGCGAGGGGAGGAGGAGGUGAGAGUGACGAAGAGAGUGGGGCGAUUUUUGCUGACGUGGCACUGGCUGAUGCGGUGGCAGAUCCGGGAACAGCCGCAGGAGGGGUGGGAGGGGCGCCUGCUGAGAUGGAUCCAUACGCCCGCCUCGUCGCAGAUCUCGUGCUGCCAGCUGUCAGAUCCGCAGUGGUCAAUCUCUGGGAGCCUCGGGAGCCCGAGCCUCUCCUGAACUUCCUCGACACGUGGCGCGCUCCCGUGCUGCCAUCUGUCCUCCUGAGAACGAUCCUUGCGCACCUUGUGUUCCCGAAGCUGGCAGCCACGGUGGAGGCUUGGGACCCGAGGCUGGAAACCGUACCUGUCCACCAGUGGCUGCACCCGUGGCUGCCGUACCUAGGCUCCCAGCUCGAGACGCUCUACCCAACCAUACGCUUCAGGCUCGGGUCUGCCCUAACCGCAUGGCACCCAUCGGACUCGUCCGCUCUUGCAAUGCUCGCGCCAUGGAAAUCCGUAUUUGACGCUGCAAGCUGGGACACUCUAGUGAGUCGAUCCAUUGUCCCGAAGCUUAUACACUUACUGCAGACUGAGUUCUUAGUGAAUCCGCAGCAGCAGCAGCUGGAGCCGUUUCAUUGGGCCAUGUCGUGGGCGGGUGUGGUCCCCACGCGCCACCUCAUCGCCUUGCUGGACACCGCCUUCUUCCCGCAGUGGCACCAGGUGCUCUACCAUUGGCUGUGCGCAAACCCUAAUUUCGAUGAAGUCACCCGGUGGUACCUGGGAUGGAAGGCGCUUUUUCCCGCCGAGCUUUUAAGCUCGGAAAGGGUUCGGCAGCAGUUGAACGUUGCUCUAGAUAUGAUGAAUCAGGCUGUAGAGGGGAUGCCGGUUCUGCAGCCCGGCGUGAAGGAGAACGUCUCUUACUUAAGAGUUUCGGAGCAGCAGGCGUUUGCAGAUGGGACUGGGGCAGGGGGAGGUGCAACUGGUGCAGGCAGUGCUGCUGCUGGGGGAGCUGGUAUUGCAGCAGGUGGAGGUGGUGGAUUGGCUGGUGGUGUCCAUACAUCUGGUGUUAAGGUGACAGGAGGGAGGGGGGCUGAAGGGAUGAGGGGGGUGGUGCGACAGGAGGAUGAAAAAGAGCUUUCUCUACGCGAGGUUGUGGAGCGAUUUGCGUUGCAGAACGAUGUGAAAUUCCUGCCGAAACCCGGGCGCACGCAUGAGGGCAUGCCAGUGUUUUUGUUUGGCACGAUCAGCCUGGUGAUAGAUUCUCCGAAGCAGCUGCUGAUGGCGCAGGAUGAUAAGCAUCGAUCCUUGGAAUCGGAACCUGCUCUUCAAGCUAUUCUGGACGCGUGGGGUUCGGCCCUGCGGCUGAGCCAGACGUGGUUCGUUGCAUCAGACUGUUCGCAAUGGCUCGGCCUCACUUGCAACUCGCUUGGCGAGGUCAUUUCUAUAGAGUUUCCCGGACGAACUGAGCUCCGGGGAGCUUCAAUUCCCGCCGCCGUUACUCAGCUGACGGCUCUUCAGAAAUUGUCCCUGGACCACACUCUGAUAGUUGGCGAUAUCCCUGCUGACAUCGGAUUCUUGACCGCACUGACGAAUCUGUCUCUUAGCGGAAACCUAUUAUCUGGUGGGCUUCCAAGCAGCUUAGCCAGUCUGGUCAACCUGCGGACACUGGAUGUAAGCUCAAACCGCUUGACCGGAUCCAUUCCCAACGUCUUCAGUGGGCUCACUGCUCUCACCACUGUAGCACUGGGUUCCAAUGGCUUCACUGGAGUCUUGCCUCCUUCUCUCCUCAGCCUUUCCCAACUCCAGACACUGCUAGUGGGGGAAAACCAGUUCUCCGGUUUUUUUCUUGAGAGUAUCGUCGGGCUGCAGUCUCUCGUCGCAUUGGACGUCAGCCGCAAUCAGUUUUAUGGCAGCCUCCCCGCCGCGCUCGGAUCUUUUACCGGCCUCGUCUUUCUUGACGUCAGCAACAACCAGUUCAGCGGAACUCCUCUCUCCUCCUUCGCCUCUGCUUCGCUUGCAAACACCGCUCAAGCAACCUACGAUUUGAGCGGAAAUUAUUUCAACAACCUGCCGACUAGCUACACCGCGCAGUCUGCGGAUUUCUGCCCGUCGAAUCUUGAGGGCGGUUUCGCGCAGGCAAACCUCGCCCAGUUCGGCGCGUCGAAGACCAGCGGUUUGAGGGAAAAUUGCUUUCUGGGCGGAAAUUGGAACGUUUUGGAGCAUUUCGGUAAUGGGAAGGGCAAGAGCAACAAGAAAGAUCCGAAGAAGUUUGCGGGGAGCAGUGGGGGAAGCGCUAGCGCUGGGACUGGUUGCAGCGUUGGCGCGCAGCGCAGAGCGAUUGAAUGCGUGUCAUUUUGCGGAGCCGCUCUUCCCGCGGGUGCUUGUGGUGGCCUCGGUUACUGUACACUCUCCACGCCGUCCCGCACUCCCGCUUGCAUCUGUUACGACGGAAUGUACAAUGUUACUCUGUCGGUUCGCGUGGGCGGUGUUACUGUUACAUACCCUUCGUGCUCGCCCUUCCAGAGCUCCGUCACCCCUCCCCCGUCGCCACCGGAUGAAGACACCAUGCGGAAGCGAGACUACCGCGGUGCGAAAAUGGACGGCGCAGCGGAUAUCAGUGGGUCGUUCUACAACCAGUAUUUCCGCCAUAUGACCGUUGGAUUCUCGGGAACCGUGGCGAGCCCGCAAUGGACCAUCCCGCCGUCCGUUGACUGGACAUCCCGCAUUCCGUCUGCCCUUCUCGCAGCCAAGAACCAAGGCGCUUGCUCCGCGUGUUGGAUCUUCGCCCCAGUGGCUGCUGUAGAAGCAGCCUACGCUAUCGCCUACAAUCUAGCUCCGCCCAACAUAUCUGAGCAGAAGGCGAUUGACUGCCAGGGCACGUGGACCUGUGACGGAGGCAAGCCUGACGACGCGUUCAACUUCAUCGCUGCCAGUGGCGGACUGCCUUCCGCUGAAAGCUAUCCUUACACGGGCAUUCUCAACUCCGCCACGUGCAAGGUCUCUGCUCGUUUCCGCGUCCGCCGACUCCUUUCCACUGAAGAUGCAUCCACCAUCACCGCCAACACUGUCCCCGCCCACCACUCCCGCAUGCUCGCCAUCUACAAGCCCGCUGGAGCGUCCCCUGUUCCUGCCACGAUGCCAUCCGCCCCCUACUCCAUCUCCAUGUUCGAAAGCAUCGGUGUGACCGGAUGGCUUGGGAUCGCCCUCGCCGUUCAAAGGCAACCCGUUGUGGUUUACAUUGAUGCAGUCUCGGACUCUUUCAAGGGGUACACUGGCGGCUUUGUGUACAAUGAUCCUAACUGUUACGGCUUGGGGGUGGUUGACCACCUGGUGGUGGUCGUGGGGUUCAACAUGAUGGAUGCGGUGCCGUACUGGAUCAUCCGCAACUCAUGGGGCCCCUCGUGGGGCGAGAACGGCUACAUGAGGAUUGCGAUUGCAGGCGGUGCGGGGAUCUGCGGGAUGAACACGAUGCCCGGCCUCUACCCCGUUAUUUCAACCCCUGACCCGUGCAAGCCCAUCAACCCAUGCGGUGGGGGCACCUGCACCUCCACUCCGACCAACAAGAGCCAGCGUAACAAGUGCACGUGCCCUGCUGGGUUCAUUGCCGUCACCAACCUCGACAAGACGCAGACUUGCGCCCUCGCUAAGGUGUGCACAUUCUUUGUGGUCAACCCAUGUGGCUUCGGCACAUGCGUUGACGACGGCAAAGGCGGUUACUCCUGCCUCUGCUCCUUGGGUUACACCUCUGGAUCUCUCACCGACGGCACCCCCACCUGUGUGCCGGGCUCUCUUGUGUCCAAGGUCGUGCUGCCUGUUGCCAUGUCCUGUGGCUUCGUCCGCACUACCUACCAGCUUUCCAAGAAGGAUUUUGUGGCCCUCAACCCAAAGCUCAAGUGCGCUGGUACCUUCCCUGCUGGCACAAGCAUUGUCAUCCGCAAUCCCGGCAGUGCUGCUGCUACACUGGGCUGUGUUGUUCCCUACACGAUUGCUCAGGGUGACACCUGUGCAUCUAUUGCCACCCUCUUCAGUGUGACCCAGGCGUACCUCAAUGUUGCCAACCCAGACUUGGAGUGCAACGCUCUCACACCUGGCCAGCAGAUCUGCGUGCAAACAGGCACUCCGCAGGUUCAGAGCUGCACCAACUACUACACAGUUAGCCCUGGGGAGACCUGCAGUGACGUCAUGAUAAAUACCUAUCCUCCAAUCAGCGCUGCGCAACUGUACCAGUACAACCCUGGGCUUAUCUGCACUUCAGACACGUCACAGCGGCUUGUGGGGCAAGACGUCUGUGUGAAUUCUGUGUUGGUGGGUGCAACAACUUGCCUCUAUGGUAAGUACACUGUCGUGAGAGGGGAUACUUGUGCAUCUGUGAUCCAGAAGUAUUUCAAGGGCCAAUCCUCUCUCCUGAGCAAGUACAAUGGCGGAUGGACGUGCACGACAUCUUCAAUCUAUGCCGGGAAGGUGCUCUGCCUGCUGCCAUAG